Molecule: messenger RNA, 1831 nt
Organism: Priapulus caudatus
Lineage: Eukaryota; Metazoa; Priapulida; Priapulimorpha; Priapulimorphida; Priapulidae
Product: nicotinamide riboside kinase 1-like
Exons: 3
Coding region: 139-912 (257 amino acids)
Cellular component (GO): cytoplasm
Source: RefSeq, a predicted model, not a curated record
ACGGAAACAUACAACAAGUUAACAACGACGAAAAGAGAUUUUCGUAAUCUAGCUUUUUCAAAGAAGUUAGAAUAAUUAGGCCUACGUUGAGAUUUAUCGUUUGAGGCCCGCACGGACUCGGUGGUUGCCGCGGCGACGAUGGGCGGACGCAGACGCGUCGUGGUCGUCGGGCUCGGCGGCGUGACGUGUGGCGGCAAGACGACGGUGGCGCGGCGUCUGCUGGCAGCGUAUCCCACGGCAACGCUCGUCUGCGCGGACGACUACUACCGGCCGGAGGACUGGCCCGGAUACGAGCGACUGCCGCAGUUCGGCGGAUUCCGAAACUACGACGCCGCCAACGCUGUCGACUACGCCGCGCUGACCGAUGCGGUUGCCGCGGCGACGGGAGGUGCGCGGCGGCGGGGGGAAGAGGCAGAGAGGAACGGAGACGUGCUGCUCACGAGUGAGGAGAAGAAAGAGCUAGAUGACGAGAAGGAGGAGGGGAAGGAGCAGGAAGAAGGGGAAGGGGAGGAGGAGGAGGAGGAGAAGGAGGAGGGGGAAGAGCAGAAGGAGGAGGAGGAGAAGUUGCCUCCAGCCGCGUGUCUGGUCGUUGUCGAGGGCAUCCUCGUCUUCAACAGCGAGCCGCUGAACCGGCUCUUCCACCGCCGCUACUUCUUCACGCUGCCGCACGGCGAGUGCGCGAGACGUAGGGGGCGCCGCCGCGACUACGACCCGCCGUGCCCGCCCGGCUACUUCGACGCCGUCGUCUGGCCGCUCUACGUCAGCCACCAGGAGGAGCUGGUGCGGCGCGGCGUGCCGCUGUGUUACGUCGACGGGCGGCGGCCGACGGACGCCAUCGUUGCGGAGAUGUGCGGCGACGUCGACGCCAUGAUGGCUGCGCCGGAGAUCGCCGUGAAGGGAUGCCGCUGCUGAGACCAGGGGCCGCCAAUGUUGACUCCAGGGGCUGCCACUGUUGACUCCAGAGACCGCCACUGCUGACUCCAGGGGCCGCCACUGCUGACUCCAGGGGCCGCCAAUGUUGACUCCAGGGGCCGCCACUGCUGACUCCAGGGGGCGCCACUGCUGCCUCCAGGGGCCGCGACUGCUGUGUUGGGAUGUUGGCUAGUUUCUGCGUACACAUGCUCAAUGAAACUACACUGGUGCUUUACGUUUGCUCUUUCAUCAUCGAUUGAUCUCUCAGUUUAACGAGUAGCCUGGUGUGUGUAAUACGUUUUUAUCGUGUUCGUACUAGUAGUUAACGAUCGUUUGUCUUAAAACUUGAUGUUAUAUGAUAAAUAACUGUGGAAUCGGAAGGGUAUUAAUAUGCGCAGUUGCUUAUUUUGUCGUCUGUUCACAGAUGUUACUGUACAUUCCAGUUUGAAAGUGAGAAGUGGCGGUUACGAGCCGAGGACGAAAAGUAGACGUUUGUUGAUUGCUAUAGGUUUUGUACGUUUUAUAUUCACGUCUGCCCCUGGAAUACAACUAGAGGGGCUUGAAGUUUUAAAUUUCCAUUGUUAUUGUUGAAAUCUUUUAUACUUGAUAAUAUUUUAUCUGGAGUCUAUCAAUAGACUCCUGAUAUUUUAUAGAUCCUAUUGAUUUUAUCCUAUUGAUAGACUCCUGAUUUUAUGAUUAAUUUUUAUGAUUUUGAUAUUUGAGGUUAUGGCUCUUUGAAAUUUUUACAUUAUUGUGCAUUAACCGCAAAUAUAACUACUAAUCCAAUUUGCAUUUAACUGUUAUGUGCGAAUAACCAACUUGAUAGCUCGUAUUUUACAUGUACUCUUUUUUUAUACUAAUUUUAAGCACAGAUUUUGUUGUGAUCUAAUAAACGUGCCCUGUAUUUUGUAGCUGAAUA